AUGGCUUCGGCUCUGCAAGCUGUUUUUGCCCGAUUGGGCAACCACCCCUCAUUGUCCCCUGUCGCUGUAGCACCUGAUACUCCGGCAACAGCAGCAGCAGAACCAUGUCAGAUCAGCGUAUCAGGGGAAGAUCAUGCUGUUCUGAAGCCUGAACCUGCGUUAGGGGAAACACUCGCCGCACCAGUUGAUCAAGAACCCCUCAUAACAGCAGCCAACGAGGAUCUUCCACCAGUGAGCUGCAGCAGCGAAUCUGGUGAACCUGUGCAUCAGAAAGACAGCGAGGACGAAGAAAUGCCACAUGAUUCAAUGCAAGAGAAUUUAGUAAACAUGCAAGAAACGCCAGGAUUUAACAAUAAUGAUAACGGUACUCGUAAUAGUAUAUCUCAAGAAGGCAACACUCCAGAUUCACCGAUGCAAAUUUCCAUGGAUCCAACUGAUGCUGCUCCCCAGUGUGCGCAGCAAGACAUCGACCUUGAACCAGCAGCACAAUCACCAGUUGAGAUGGUUGAAUGUUUCACGGAGGAGCAGGUGAUUGCUUCGGUGGUAGAAAAAGUAAUAGAUGGCACUGUUGCGAGUGAGCAAGACGAAUGUAAUGUCGAACAGGGCAGAUGUGACGAAGAACUGACACGUGUUGAAAUUGGCGAUGAUGAAGAGAUGGAAAGAAAGCCGGAUAUAUCAGAAGAGCUGUUACGUGAUCCGAGACUUCUUUUGCAGAAAGCAAGCGAUGUACUAAAAAGUUUACAGACUCAGGAACUAGCUGCAGCUGCUGAGCGAACGAUGGCUGAAAAGCAGAACCAGCAGCAAUAUGAGCAAUUACCUCUGGACGAAGAAUACGAAGAGAACGAAGAACACAAGCCACUGCCCGAUUUUCACGGUGAACCGGUUCCGGAUUCGGAUGACGAGAUAAUCAUAGAGGGUGUUUCUCGAAAAAAGUCUACGAAAAAGAAUUCCAUACAAGAGGAGGAGCCAGUACCUGGUGAUGAACAAAUUGAAAUUGAUUUCUAUAAUGCGGAUUUGAAUAUCAAAGCGAGUGAAACCUGUCAAGAAGUGAUCGAUCCGGACAACGGUGACGGCUUUGCAUUGAUGUGGGGUGGUGCCAGGUCCACAUAUGGCAUUCGAAUUUCCAACGACGAAAUAUUCGCGCACUUCCCCCCUAUAUUGGAAUACAUGACGAUCAAGCAUUUACCAUUUGAAGAAGCCGAUGCUCACGAUGUACGAAUAGGCUGGUCCACUCACAAUUCCACCAAUAUUGUACGUUUUUUGCUUGGGUUUUGCAGAAAUUUUGUAUUUUGGGUCUUCGAUUACGUCACCUGCACUUUUUUCCACACGACAUCAGUUUUUUAA
Gongylonema pulchrum is the source of this 1344-nucleotide messenger RNA. The record is from the annotation of a GenBank genome assembly. Lineage: Eukaryota; Metazoa; Nematoda; Chromadorea; Rhabditida; Gongylonematidae.